AUGGAGGUUGAAGCCGAUGGCAAGAUGGCUCAAGAAUUGAAAGCUGACAGUAAUGAUGUUCUUGACACUGGUCGCCUUUUCGUCCGUAACCUGCCUUACACUGCAACAGAAGAAGAGCUUAUGGAACAUUUUAGCAAAUUCGGUGAAAUAUCAGAGGUCCAUCUUGUUCUUGACAAGGAGACAAAAAGGUCCAAAGGGAUUGCCUUCAUCCUUUACCCGAUUCCAGAAUCUGCAGCAAGGGCAAUGAAGGAAUUAGAUAACUCAAUUUUCCAAGGGCGGUUGUUGCAUAUUUUGCCCGCCAAGCACCGUGAAAUUUGUUUAUCUGUGGCUUUACCCAACAGAAAUGACGCUUCGAAUCUGCCAAAAACAUUCAAGCAAAAGAGGGAGGAACAAAGAAAGGCGUCUGAAGCUGGUGGAAAUACAAAAGCUUGGAAUAGUUUAUUCAUGCGACCCGAUACUAUUCUAGAAAACAUUGUCAGGGUGUAUGGUAUAAGCAAGAGUGAGUUUCUUGACCGUGAAGCUGAAGAUCCUGCUGUACGCCUUGCUUUGGGAGAAACAAAAGUGAUUGCAGAGACCAAAGAAGCCCUUGCUAAAGCUGGAGUAAAUGUCAGUUCUUUGGAAGAAUUUGCUGCAGGGAAAGGCGAUGACAAGCUUCGAAGCAAACAUAUUCUCUUAGUAAAGAAUUUGCCAUUUGCUUCUACUGAAAAGGAACUGGCUCAAAUGUUUGGAAAAUUUGGAAGUCUAGACAAAAUUGUUCUCCCUCCGACGAAGACGAUAGCCUUGGUUGUUUUCCUUGAACCGGCUGAGGCACGUGCAGCUAAAAAAGGAAUGGCAUACAAACGUUACAAAGAUGCUCCCCUGUAUCUGGAGUGGGCUCCUGGAAAUAUUCUCGAGCUGAAAACACUUCCCGAUAACAAUGAAAAGAAGAGUGAUGUUGGAGAAAAUGAUGCGAGAAGAAUCAACUUGGAGCAGCAGGUUCAAAUUGAUCCGGAUAUAACUGAGUCAAAUGUCCUUCAUGUUACGAAUCUGAGCUUCAAGACAACUGACGAGGGUUUGAAGAAGCAUUUGACUAAACUGGUGAAGCAGGGAAAGAUUCUGAGUGUCAAGAUAAUAAAGCAUGUAAAGAAUGGGAAAAACCUUUCAAGAGGUUAUGGUUUUGUAGAAUUCGACUCUGUAGAGACAGCGACCAGUGUCUGCAGAGAUCUACAGGGAACUACACUGGAUGGACAUGCUUUGAAGUUAAAAUUCUGUGAAAACAAGCGUAGUGACACGGUUGGGAAAAGUUCAGACAAGGACAAAACUUCGACAAAGUUACAUGUGAAAAAUGUAGCUUUUGAGGCAACCCAGAAGGAACUAAGACAACUUUUCAGUCCAUUUGGACAGAUCAAGAGUCUUAGGCUUCCAAAGAGGAAUAUUGGACAAUCAGCAGGUUUUGCUUUUGUUGAAUUUGUGACAAAGCAAGAAGCUGCAAACGCGAAAAAUGCAUUGUCAAGCACCCAUUUCUACGGGCGCCAUUUGGUGCUUGAGUGGGCCAAUGAUGAAAAUAGCAUGGAAGCGAUCCGGAAACGUUCUGCUGCAAAGUAUAUGGACCAAGAAAACGAUAAUCGAAAGAAAAGGAAAAGCUCGAAAGUUGUUGAUGAAAGCAGAAUGAAGUUUGAGAGUAUAGCUGAAUAA
Arabis nemorensis is the source of this 1674-nucleotide messenger RNA. Lineage: Eukaryota; Viridiplantae; Streptophyta; Magnoliopsida; Brassicales; Brassicaceae. The record is from the annotation of a GenBank genome assembly.